AUGUACCUGCAUGCUAAUAACCUCUAUGGGUGGGCUAUGAUGCAAUAUUUGCCCUACGGUGGUUUUAGAUGGCUGACAGAAAAACAAAUCGAAAAAUUAGUAAAAAAAGAUAAUAUACCAGAGGAUAAUAAAAAAGGAUAUAUAUUAGAAGUAGAUUUGGAAUAUCCUACAGAGCUUUGUAAUUUACAUAAUGAUUAUCCCUGUGCACCAGAAAAGAUGAACAUUACAAAAGACAUGUUAUCUCCAUAUUGUAAACAGAUACAGGAGAAAUUUGGUAUUAGUAUAGGACAAGUAUCAAAACUAGUUCCUACGCUAUUAAAUAAAACAAAAUAUGUACUCCAUUAUAGGAAUUUACAACUAUAUUUGGAACUAGGCCUGACACUCAAGAAAGUACAUAGGGUCUUGGAAUUUAACCAAAGUCCAUGGCUAAAGCAGUACAUUGAAUAUAAUACUAAUAAACGGAUGCAAGCUAAGAAUGCCUUUGAGAAGGACUUUUUUAAACUCAUGAUUAACUCAGUCUCUAGCAAAACAAUCAAGAAUCUUAGAAAGAGAGUGGAUGUACGAUUAGUCACAGAUCAUAACCAGUAUUUAAAGAUCGUAUCAAAACCAUCAUUUUCUGGUAGUAAGGCCUUUAAUGAGAAUCUGGUCGCAGUACAUGAAAUAAAGGAAUGUUUGACCCUAGACUGGCCUGCAUAUGUAGGUAUGUGUAUUUUGGACUUAAGUAAAACACCGAUGUAUGAUUUUCAUUAUAUCACAAUCAAGAAAAUGUAUGGUAACAAGGCUUAUAACACAAUCAAGAAAAUGUAUGGUAACAAGGCUAGAUUACUAUUUACAGAUACAGAUAGUUUAUGCUAUGAAAUUGCUACGGAAGAUGCCUACCAAGACAUCUGGUCCCAGAGAGACUUAAAUGAUUUUAGUGAUUAUGCUAAAAAUAGUCCUUUUUAUAAUGCUAGUAAUAAGAAAGUACCAUGUAAAUUCAAAGACGAAUGUGGCGGAUUACCAAUGGGUAGUUUUAUUGGCCUCCGGAGUAAGAUGUACAGUUAUUUGAUGGAUAACGGGAAGAAUAAUAAAACAUGUAAGGGGGUUAAGAAAGAUGUCAUAAAGAAAAAUAUAUCACAUAGAUGCUACGAAGAUGUAUUAUUUAAUAACAAAGAGAUAUUACAUAAAAUGAAUACAAUCCGGGGUGAUCAUCAUAGACUUAGUAGCUACCAGGUAAAUAAAAUAUCGCUUAGCUGCUUUGAUGAUAAACGGUAUAUACUCUAG
Molecule: messenger RNA, 1263 nt
Organism: Porites lobata
Lineage: Eukaryota; Metazoa; Cnidaria; Anthozoa; Scleractinia; Poritidae
Source: the annotation of a GenBank genome assembly